Messenger RNA from Dermacentor silvarum, 939 nucleotides. RefSeq lists its product as uncharacterized. The record is from RefSeq and is a predicted model, not a curated record. The transcript is spliced from 4 exons. Lineage: Eukaryota; Metazoa; Arthropoda; Arachnida; Ixodida; Ixodidae. Bases 1 to 939 code for a protein of 312 amino acids.
AUGCCACCGGCGCAGCCUACUCAAGUAAAUCAAGCCACUGCCGCCGCCGUGAAGAAGGUCGUCGUGGACGACUCACCUGGGGACCGUCCUGCGCCGUCGCCUCUCCUGCAGCUGUUGAUAGUGUUAUGGAAAAACAUAUACGUGACGCGUCUCUGUCGCCACUACAUGACCACGCUGCUCGAGAUCGUUCUAAUGGUGGCGCUGCUGCUGGGAAUCCAAGACGACGCCGUGGUGCGCGAGCCUCUGAUACGAAAAGGGGACACCAUCUUUCGGCCCAUUCACCCCAGCGCCUUCUGGAACACGCAGCCCAGCAUGGUCCAAGUCAAACAGGUGCUAUUUGCGCCGGCCACCAAUAAAUAUGUUUCUCGGUUGACACGUGAAGCCAUGAAGGAGCUGGGCGUGCGGAGCGUUCUGGGAGUGACAUCGAGGAAGGAACUAGUGGAAACCAUGCUGGUGCAGAACCGAACGCCCGUGCACGUGGUAGGGCUCCUGUACAGGAACGUGGAGGCCGGUGACGAGAAGAGCGUGCCCGUCAGCCUGCGGAUAACCUUCUUCGGGAGCCACCUGCCUCUCGACGUGCUGGUGCAGUAUCCUGAACGGAUUCUGUCUCAGCCGGAGGGACCUUCGGCUGAAGAACGCUUUCCGGAAAUGAACACCUUGCUUCCCAUCAUGGGUGCGCUACAGCAGCGACACUUGGAAAUGCAGGCGGCCCGGUUCAACGCUUCUCGGCAGCGGUUGCAUCAAGUGUGGCUGCAGCGUUUCCCCUACCCGAGCUACAUCGAGCAUAAGGACACCAAGAACUAUGCCCUGGUGCUGACCCGUUUCUGCAUCGGCAUGCUCAUCCCGUUCGCCGUCUUUGUUGCCAGGCUGAGCGACGAGAGGGUCACUGGUGCGCACGAGAUUCUGCGAACGUUUGUCUUCCAGCUGUUCGACGUUUAA